Messenger RNA from Lynx canadensis (Canada lynx), 2451 nucleotides. RefSeq names its product transmembrane protein 139 (gene TMEM139). The transcript has 3 exons. The coding region runs from base 1442 to 2158 and encodes 238 amino acids. Lineage: Eukaryota; Metazoa; Chordata; Mammalia; Carnivora; Felidae. The record is from RefSeq and is a predicted model, not a curated record.
AAAUAAAUAAGCAUUAACAAAAAAAAAAAAAAGAGUGGGUCCUGGAUCUCCAGUGGGUGGUGAGGCCAGGCAAAAUCGUAGCCUUCUAAUGAGAGCAUUCGACUUUGUUUAGUGAGCACCUAACAUAUGUCAGAAACCAAUGUCAGUUGCAGGGACUCAGAAAGUAUUGAAACUAAUCACUCACUUUGAAAAGCUCACAGUGGGAGCACCUGGGUGGCUCAGUUGGUUAAGCGUCAGACCCUUGGUUUUGCCUCAGGUGAUGAUCUUGAGGCUUCGUGAGUUCAAGCCUGGCCUUGGGAUUCUCUCAAGCCUGCUUGGAUUCCUCAGGAUUCCUCAGUCUGCUUGGGAUUCUCUCUCUCUCCCUCUCUCUCUUCUCCCCUACUUGUGCUGUCUCUGCCUCUCUCAAAAUAAAUAAAUAAACUUAAAAAUUUUUAAAGAAAAGCUUACAGUGGAAGAAAGGUAUGUAAACAGAAAAUUACUAAACAGCUAAAGGCUUAAACAGGGGUAGGAAGGAAUGUUCUAGAUACACUGUGGAGACAGCCUCCACAGUAGGCAUCACCCUGGAUGUGGCUUUUGAAGAAUCAAGAGUCAAGUGGGCCAAGAAGCAUACACCAAAAUGUCUUACAGGCCUGCAGAAAACAAGUUCACAGAAACGGUACUUUGGCAGCAGCUGAAGCAGGACACGCCAUCCCAUGCCCACAGCAAACUAUGCAAAGCACUAUGUGAUCUAGAGAGAUUAAGUAAAUUGUGGCCUCCGCUCCUAGGCAUUAAAUACAUUACCUAAAUAUAAGACAAACUAUUCAGAAUACAGUGUGCUUUGAGCAGAGGUGGAAACUGAAUAUAACUCUGGUCCUAAGUACAAAGAUCACUGAGGUGGGGGUGGGGGUGACAGGAGCACUCUCAUUAAGGCACGGGUACGGGGUGGGUGGAGUAAAAACCAAAAAAGAAAAAAAAAAUCAAGGUGGGGCAACAGCAGGUCAAGUGGAAGCAGAAAGAGGAGGAAGCCCAUGCCAGGAACUGAGGGAUUGGAACAGAAAAGUGGGUGGAGCCAGUGGGCUCCACCCCCGCCUCCUCCGGCUCGGCUACAACCUACUUUCUGCAGAGUCGUUCCAGACAGGUGAGAGAGGAACUUCUAAGACCGACGCUGGUGAGCACCAAAGCCCCAGGCAGGGCCAGCCAGGACUGGGUCUUGGAUGGUGUAGAAAGAGCUGGAAGGGACACUGCAAAGAAGAAGGAAGAAGGAAGGAAGGCAGGGCCAUUACACAGUAAGUUGCAUGAAAGAUCCUGGGUUUAUUUCCUGGCUACUCCACACGCACUGAUACCCUGGCACUCUGAUUGAUCCUAGAGAGAAUUACAAAGCUGAAGGGAACCCUGAAGGUCAUAUAUUUUGGCCAUUUAUUUGAUUUGAGACUGAAGAACCUGAGACCCAAAGGUGUCUGAUAUGGUUACUGCGGAAUCUGACCUGGCCGGGACGCCAGUUGCUCGUUUAGACACAAUACCUGUGUGUCUUUUUGCAGGAGCCUGGGGAGGGGCCAUGGUGCCAAGACAGUUUUGGGGGAGACUGGAGAAGCCGCUUCUCUUCCUGUGCUGCGCCUCCUUCCUCCUGGGGCUGGCUUUGCUGGGCAUACAGCCAGACAUCGCCCCUGUUGCUUAUUCCUUUCUCACCUUGGGUGGCUUCUUUUUGUUUGCCUGCCUCCUGGCCUGUAUUCUGGAAUGGGGGUUCCGAUCAAUGCAGACCGAGAAUUCGGGGGCCUCAAGCAAUGCAUGCGACAACGAGGCCUUUGAGGUGCCAACCUAUGAAGAGGCUGUGGUGUUGGAAUCACAGUGCCGCCCCCAAGAGCUGGGUCAACCACCCCCCUACAGCAGUGUUGUAAUCCCCCCAGUACUUGAGGAAGGACAGCCUGGCCAUCCAGAGGGGCCCGAAAGAGCUAGACUGGAAAGGCGAGUGGGCUCAGAGGGAUCUACGACCUCAGGAAACCCUGGAAGAGCUCCAAUCAGCCUUCGGCUUCGGGGACCCCGAGCUGUGUCCACUGCUCCUGAUCUGCAGAUCUUGGGGAUGCCCCCCAAACUGGAGCCUCUUACCCCACCCCCUGACUAUGAUGUCAGCUUUGGUCAACCUGAUGAUGUUUUCUUUGAAAACAACCGGACACCCCCCUAAAAGACUAUGCCAGGAUAUAUCCUCUCUGCGCCAGACUCAUUCAUUCAUUUGACCAACAUUUCCCAGUGCCUGCCACGUAUCAGGAACUCUGUUUCCACGUGGGGAACUUAACACCGAGGGGAGUCAGGCUAUCCUAAGCCUCUCCCAGCUGAGAUGUACAUAGCACUGUUGGAGUCUUCGAGUAACAUUCAGUGACCUACCCCAUAUCUGAUAUUUCCAGAGUUAGACGAGUAUGAGAGGAGUGACCCAGAGAAUCUGGAGAAGGAAGAAAAGAAACAUCUGAGUGACAGCUA